GCACUGAAUUUAUUUAAUACACAAGCUUCACAAUUUGAGUUGAAUUACUGAAAUGAACUUUUCCACAACAUUCUAAUUUGAAAUGCACCUGUACAUGAUUUGAAAAUCAUUUUCUUCAUCUAUUUAAUGAAUGUCCCUGCUGUUGAUGUUAAUUUUGAAACUUGAUUUUAAAGUUGCAAGGGCAGUUUUACUCAUUAACAUGAAAAGGAAGCAAAUCAUGUGUAUUAUUAUGUAAACCAGCAGUUUCUAAACUCCCAUUAAAUGGCAACUACCUUAAAAUGUUACUAAGGAAUUGCCACAACACUUUAAAGAACAACUGCCUUCAUUGUGAGAGCAAUACUUUCAAUUUCACAUUUGUCAAAGAAAAGAGAAAUGGCUGAGUUUUGAAGUAGGUCCCUUUAACCCUCCCACUGAUCAUUGAAAACACUCAAAUAUCCCUCUCAAAACAUCCACAUCACUCAAUAGUAGCCUCAAUUUGCUGUGCCGUUUUCUAGCAAUUUGUUCAAGAUUGCCAGAAGUACUACUUUUAGAACUAAAAAAAAAUUAAGGUAAGAAUAUUCUCGCUCAUUAUUUUAUUAGUGAAUAUUUUUUUUAAAUAUCUAAUUUUAAUCAAAUUUAAUAAUAAAUUCUAAUAACAAAAUUAAUGUGAUUAUAUAGAGAACAUCAUGACUGAAGACUAUACAUCUAUAGAACCAGAAGACCAACUUUGUCACAAAGAAGAGGUGGUCAAAAUUGGAUCCAUUGUUAUUCCAGUUUAUUUCGCUUUGCUGGUUGUGUUUAGUUGCAUUGGUAACCUGCUGGUUCUGGUCAUCCUGGUGCUGUAUGAGAAGUUUAGAUUGCUUAUCAACAUCCUGAUCCUCAAUUUAGCCGUGGCAGAUCUGCUUUUCACUUUUGGACUUCCGUUUUGGGCCUCGUACUACAUCUGGGGUUGGACAUUUGGAGAGGUUGGCUGUAAAGCGGUGAAGUUUCUGUUCUACCUCGGCUUUUACAGCAGCGUGUUGUUCUUGACUGUAAUGACCGUUCAGCGUUACAUGGCAGUGGUUCAUCCUCUGUCUGACUGGGAGAGAUGCAGAGGCUUUUCAGUUGCUCCUUUUAUCGUUUGGAUCCUGAGUGGAACAGCUGCACUCUUAAUCUCCUUUCAUAGCCAAGUCUUAGAACAUGAAGGGGUUCUUUACUGUGAAUUUGACAGUAUUCCAGUGAAGCAUGCUGCUGUUUAUUUACAAAAUGUUUUCUUCUUGAUUGCAUUUUGCAUCAUGGGAUUUUGUCAAGUCAGAAUGUUCCAGAGAAUCACACAAUCCCGAACAAAGCGGCGACAUAAGUCUAUCAAACUAAUAUUCUCCAUCGGGCUGGUAUUCUUCAUCGGUUGGGCUCCAUACAACAUUGUUAUGUUCUUGAGAAUUCAGCAGGAUAAUGGUCUGUCUUCGUUCAUGGACUGUAAUGUAUCCAUUCGUCUUGAUUAUGCAUUUUACGCCUGCCGACUGCUGGCUUUUUCACCUUGUUGCUUAAACCCAGUGCUUUAUGCUCUAAUUGGAGAAAAAUUUCAGAAACAUUUAAAGACAAUAUUGAAGAAAAUGUGUUAAAAAAAUAAAGCAAUUCUGAUCUAUACUGAGAAGAAUUUCCUGUUGUUGUUUUGGUGUGUUUGUUAACUGCAGCACAAAGCAUAACAUACCACACAAAGUUUGGGUUGU
Carassius auratus (goldfish) is the source of this 1688-nucleotide messenger RNA. RefSeq names its product chemokine XC receptor 1-like. NCBI's taxonomy places the organism in Eukaryota, Metazoa, Chordata, Actinopteri, Cypriniformes, Cyprinidae. Gene Ontology annotation, molecular function: C-C chemokine receptor activity; C-C chemokine binding. The record is from RefSeq and is a predicted model, not a curated record. The transcript has a single exon. Gene Ontology annotation, cellular component: external side of plasma membrane; membrane. Gene Ontology annotation, biological process: G protein-coupled receptor signaling pathway; calcium-mediated signaling; positive regulation of cytosolic calcium ion concentration. The coding region runs from base 666 to 1580 and encodes 304 amino acids.